Messenger RNA from Metopolophium dirhodum (rose-grain aphid), 3252 nucleotides. RefSeq lists its product as uncharacterized. Lineage: Eukaryota; Metazoa; Arthropoda; Insecta; Hemiptera; Aphididae. Bases 1 to 3252 code for a protein of 1083 amino acids. The transcript is spliced from 2 exons. The record is from RefSeq and is a predicted model, not a curated record.
AUGGUUUUAGACGCAGAGACGCUGAAGGUGUUGUCUGAACUCAGACGUAAACGUGGUGUGGUCAAGGGUGCACUCACCCGUACGUUGAAAUUUAUCAAUAGCUUCGAUCCAAGGACUGAGGCCUUGUCACUGUUAGAAUUUAGGCAAGAAGAGUUACCUCAAAUAAAUAGAAAAUUCGACGAUGUACAAUCAGAGAUAGAACUACUCAAUACUGAGGAUCCGCUUGAGGAAGAGAAGGAAAGAGAAGAGUUUGAAAAAAACUAUUUUGCCGCACGCUCUAAAAUCCAGGAAACUAUAACUAACGAAAGGCGUCAUAAUGCUUCAGGUCAUGAUACUUCACAUAACUCGAAUACGUCAACAAACCAGUCACGAAUACAAUUACCACCAAUAAAAAUUCCGGAGUUCAGCGGGAACAUUCAGGAUUGGGAACCUUUUUUCGACUCUUUCCGAUCUGUGAUACACGAGGAAAAUAGUUUUACAUCGGCUCAUAAAUUUUACUACCUUAGAUCAUAUCUUACUGGUGCAGCUCUAGAUCUAAUCAAAGCGGUCCCCAUGACGGAUGCCAACUAUUAUGUGGUGAUUGAACGGCUUAAGCAAAGAUAUGACAAUAAGAGCCUAACCAUACAGUCUCACAUCAAAUCAUUAUUAGAAUCUCCCCACGUAGAAAAUGCAACCGCAACCGAGCUUCAGCAACUACAUUCACAUGUAUGCACGCAUAUUGCAGCUCUUAAGGCAUUAGAUCAACCUGUGGACAAAUGGGAUGCCUGGCUAAUAACUAUCAUUAGCAUGAGGUUAGACAAGGACACGUUACAUGGAUGGCAACUACAUCAGAGGAAUACACAGCUCCCAAGGUAUGUAGAUCUAGAAGAAUUUCUUGCAGGCCGCUGUGUGGCAAUGGAAACCUCCUACCAAUUUUGUUCCAAACGGGAGGGAACCGACACUAACUCUGUACCUCGUCAGAGGUCAAAAAGAUACAAGAGCAAUAACAACUCUCCAAAAUUGACACUAUUAACCAACAAAAAUGACCGCGAAAAUAAGUGUACUCUCUGCUCGGUGGUAAGAGAUGCAAAACUCUGCUUCAACUGUCUGUCACCGUACCACUCAAAGGAUUAUUGUAAAUCAAAAUAUAGUUGUCAAACAUGUAAGGGCAGGCACAACACCCUACUCCAUCAAGAGAGGAAAUCAGGAUCAACAAGACAGAAGGAGGACGACCUUCCAAGCUCAUCAAAGGAAGAUACCUCGCCGAGCAACAGUCAGAAAGUGUCCAUGCCAGCUCAAGCAACAAGUGAACACGUAUUUUUAGCAACAGUAGUAGUCACCGUAAAGGACAGCAACGGUUCUUAUCACAAGUGUCGAGCCGUCCUGGACAGUGGCUCACAAGUAAACUUUAUUUCAAGGGAGCUUUCGAUAGUUUUAGGAUUAAAACAGAGAACAAACGUCCUACCAAUAUGCGGUAUUGGUACCAGCAAGACUCAAUCGGGUGCAAAUGUACACGUAACCGUAAGUUCCUCCGUCAAGAAAUUUGAUGUCGAAAUAACCUGUCACAUAUUGCCUGUCAUAGUGAAUGACUUAUCUGCUAUACCAACUCCAAGGGAUGGUUGGAACAUUCCUAAUGAAUUUGUACCGUUCCUAGCAGAUCCAACAAUCUGUGAAUCGGGAUCGAUUGACCUUUUAAUUGGAAGUGCCCUUUUCUUCGACUUGAUAGGAACCGAGCGUAUUCCACUUAUCACAGGGAAGCUUUAUCUACAAGAUAGUAAAUUUGGUUGGAUUGUAACUGGAGUAAUCGAUGCAACUUGUCUUUUAAAUAUUGGAGAAACUCUACAGAGAGAUUCGGAUGUCAAUGACAGGACAGAAGAUUCGAUACAUUACGACAACUCUAAGUGUAAUCAGAGGUUCUUGGAAGAUGACAAGGCUCUACAUCAUUUCCAGAACAACACGCGACGCAAUGAAGAAGGUCGGUUCAUUGUUCGAUUACCUAUCAAUAUCUCAACAGACUUGCUCGGUAACACGCUAAUAAUGGCAACCACACGGUUUUUGAGCGUGGAGAGGAGGCUUCAAGGGGAUGACAAGCUAAGAACAGAAUAUACAAGGUUCAUGAAAGAAUAUCUCGAGAUGGGUCACAUGAAAGAAGUUCAAAAUGAAGUUGAGUCGCCGGUCCGAUCUUGUUAUUUACCACACCAUGCGGUACAAAAGGAGUCAAGCUUAACGACUAAAAUUAGGGUUGUAUUUGAUGCCUCAGCAAGGAGCUCUUCCGGAGUAUCGUUAAACGAUAUAUUGAUGCAUGGUCCAACAGUACAAGCAGAUGUCUUCACCAUAUUGGCUAGAUUUAGAAUGCACCAAUAUACAUUGAUGGCUGAUAUCGAAAAAAUGUUUCGACAAGUAGCAAUCGAUGAAAGGGACUGGAACUUGCAGCGAAUUGUAUGGAGAGAUUCACAUACUGAACCAUUAAAAACAUUCAAUCUAACGACUGUAACAUAUGGCAUGAAACCAGCGUCAUUUCUUGCAACACAAUGCCUUGUAACCUUAGCUCAUCUGGUACACAACGAAUAUCCAAGAGCCUCAGAAGUUAUCAAAAAUGAUAUAUACAUGGAUGAUUUGAUGACAGGAGCUGAGACUGAAGAGGAUUGUAUAAAAUUACAACAAGAACUAAACACUAUCUUAAUUUCCGCCAAACUUCCACUACGUAAAUGGUGUUCAAAUUCCACUAAGGUGCUACAACACUUUGGCAAGGGAGAGGCUGAUCCACUAUACACCUUGGAAAUAAAGGAUGGUGACACAGUGAAAUCACUUGGGUUACAGUGGAGACCACAUCAAGAUGAAUUCCAUUUCAACAUAGCCAUGGAUUCAACAAGAUCAAGAUGUACUAAGAGAACUCUCCUUUCCGAUCUAAACCGAGUAUUUGAUCCACUCGGGUUUCUAGCACCUGUGCUACUCAAAGGAAAAAUAUUCAUGCAGCAAAUUUGGGCGUUGAAGGUUGAGUGGGAUAGUCCACUCUCUGCAGACGUUAUAGAGAGAUGGAAAACAUUCAUGCGAGACCUAGAGACAUUAAAGAACAUCUGCAUACCAAGAAAGGUGAUACCAGCCGUCUGCAAUUUUAUCGAGUUUCAUGGCUUUUGCGACGCGUCUGAAGAAGCAUACGGAGCAUGCAUUUACAUAAGAACGAGAGGAACCAACGAAACAUAUCAUGCACAGAUCAUGUGUGCCAAAACUCGUGUAGCGCCGCUAAAGGCAAUGACAAUACCACGUCUUUAG